This is a messenger RNA of Parascedosporium putredinis, 1989 nucleotides long. NCBI's taxonomy places the organism in Eukaryota, Fungi, Ascomycota, Sordariomycetes, Microascales, Microascaceae. The record is from the annotation of a GenBank genome assembly.
AUGCCUUCCCAGGGCCACGGUCCUGGUCCCGUCCUCCCUAUACCCAUCUAUGCCGAUUCCGCGAGCGAUUCGGACGACCACCCCAACGGCCACCACGAGCCCGACAGCUCCGAUAACAUGUACGACGACGACGACGACGACGUGAACGCGAACGCGCUUCACUUCACCUCCCAUACCGCCCAGAUCCCCUCCCACUAUACUACACAGGCCAUAUCAACACCCGCCUAUCCCUUUUUCUCGUAUACCCACCCUUACGUGCCCACACAUCACGAAGCCAGCGAAGAGGAGGAGGACGAGGAUGACGAAGACGAGGACGAGGACGAGGACGAAGAUGAAGAAGAGGAUGAUGGUGAGAAUGAGGACGAGGACGGAGACGAGGACGAGGAUGAGGACGGAGAUGUCGACAUGAGCGAUAGCGAUGGCGGUGCGUCGCUAGGCCCCGGCCAUGAAGGUGCCUAUGCAUUUACCAGCACCACGCACCAGGGAGCCCCAACCCCCGAUCACCUCGGCGUUCCCGAGCCGCCACACAUGGCCUCAGCCGACGACGAUGUCGACGAACUUGAGGGCCCCCAUCCACUGACCACGUCUUUCCAUGGCAAUUCAGGUGUCCAGAUCCCCCAACCUCCCGGGAUCCUUGUCCCCAUUAAUCCCGGUCUCGUGCCCUUUCUGCGCUCCUGGGCGCAUCCCGCUCUCUCCCGGCCCGAAGAUAGGCGCCCACGGUAUAGGGCUCCAUGGCUGCCCUACGUCGAGGACCUAGACACAUCUCGCUUAAAGUCGGUCAGUUACGACGAGCUUAUGGGUGACCAGUACGACGUCCAGGGUAUCGACUGGUCUCACCUGCGCGUUACGCGCAAAGAGGCGCGCGAACGACGCUUGAAUACAUAUACCAAUUUUGUCAACAUUGCUCAUUCGGAUGCCUUUAGCCCGAACCGCCCGGACCGGAUGCUGCAGAGAAGCGAAAACUACUUUAGAUUUAGACGGAUGCACGUACGGAAAAAUGUGCGCCUGAACCACUUUCAGCUUAGAAAUAUCCUUGCCACCCCGUCGAGGAUGCAAUCCUUCUACCCUGAAGCUCGCGGGAUACGGCAGAUUGACCCCCAAACAGGCAGGGAUGAGCUUUUCUUGAACCUCAAGGACAUGGACGGCGGGGGCUUGGUUUCCACGCUCUCUGCCACCGACCGAGUCCUCGUGGCGGGUACCUUCAACGGAGAAUACUGUAUCAAAAACCUCGACUCGACCGACAAACGCCACGUCGAAGGCCAGCUCACCGACGACACAAGCGGAAUCACGACGCACGUCCAAGCAUACGAAGCGCGCACCUCGGCGAGUCCGCACGCUGCCUUUGCAUCAAACGACCGCGGCUUCCGCGUUCUAGACGUAGCCACGCAAAAGUUUGUCUUGCAGACCAUGUACAACUUUCCCGUCAACUGCACGGCCAUGUCCCCGGACAAGCGCUUGCGUGUCAUGGUGGGGGAUCAUUUCACGGCUGUCGUGACCAAUGCCGAAACCGGCGAGGUAUUGCAGGAGCUCAAAGGUCACCACGACUUUGGCUUCUCGUGCGACUGGGCCGACGAUGGCUGGACGGUCGCCACGGGCUCGCAGGACAUGACGGUCAAGAUUUGGGACGCCCGGCGUUGGGGGAAUUCUCAAGGCGACAACAUUCCCCUGUGCACGAUUCGCUCCGAGAUGGCGGGCGUGCGCAACCUCAAGUUUUCUCCGCUCGGCAGCGGCAAACGCGUCCUCGUGGCCACCGAGGAGGCCGACUUUAUCAACAUUAUCGAUGCCCGCGACUUUUGGUGCAAGCAGACCUUUGACGUGUUUAGCGAGAUUGGCGGUGUUGGCUUUUCCAACGACGGCCAAGACCUCAAGUUCUCUGUUGCGACGCCUCCCGUGGCGGUCUGCUUCAGCUCGCACGCUGCGACCUCGGCGCGGAGACGGCAGAAUUCGGCUACGACCCCAACUUUGCUCCCUACCGGGCCCGCGCGCUAG